UAACGACAAAAAAUAUCGAACAACGAAACACAAUCAAUAUAUAAAUAGAGAGUGCGGGAAAAGCGUGAAAAAUCCGGCAAACGGUCGCCAACAAUCCUUUUGCCUUGCGCAAAUAUUUGUGGAAACGUGAUUGCUGUUGACAAAGUGGCGUCCGCAUACGCACUCGAUACUUUCAAUUAGGCACGUUGCUUAUAAAUGUGCCACAAUGGCGCCGCCGUCCAGGACGACGACACCGUCAACGCUGCAACCACCGACGCGUUGUAAAGCCGCAGCCCUGGCAAAGCUACUAAUCCUGCCGCAGCUGCUGCCCCAGCUCCUGCUGCUAGUGUUCGCCUGUACGGCUCACGCUGAGCCGUAUUCGGGCGGCUUUGGCAGCUCGGCCAUUGCCAGCGGCGGCCUGGGCUCCGUUGGCAUACACAUACCCGGCGGAGGCGUUGGCGUCAUCACCGAGGCGCGCUGCCCGCGGGUUUGCUCCUGCAGCGGUUUAACCGUCGACUGUUCGCAUCGUGGAUUAACGCAGGUGCCGCGCAAAAUAUCAGCGGAUGUGGAAAGACUCGAUUUGCAGGGCAACAAUUUGACCGUGAUAUAUGAGACGGACUUUCAGCGCUUGACCAAGCUGCGAAUGCUUCAAUUGACGGACAAUCAAAUACAUACCGUUGAGAAGAAUGCACUGCAAGAUUUGGUUUCGCUGGAGCGACUACGCCUAAACAACAAUCGACUUAAGGCAAUACCUGAAAACUUUGUGACAAGUUCAGCGAGUCUUUUGCGAUUGGACAUCUCGCACAAUGUCAUCACAACGGUCGGCCGGAGGGUCUUUAAGGGCGCCCAGUCGCUGCGGAGCCUACAGCUGGACAACAAUCAAAUCACAUGUAUGGAUGAGCAUGCCUUUAAGGGAUUGCUGGAGCUGGAAAUACUCACACUCAAUAACAAUAACUUGACCGCUCUGCCGCACAAUGCCUUUGGGGGAUUGGGAAAAUUGCGAGCGCUGCGCCUCUCGGAUAACCCGUUCGCCUGCGACUGCCAUUUGUCCUGGCUGUCGCGCUACCUACGCAGCGCGCCGCGCCUCGCUCCCUACACACGCUGCCAGUCGCCGUCGCAGCUGAAGGGCCAAAACGUGGCGGACCUGCACGAUCAGGAGUUCAAAUGCUCAGGUCUUACCGAGCAUGCGCCAAUGGAAUGCGGCGUGGAGAACAGCUGCCCCCACCCGUGUCGCUGUGCCGAUGGCAUUGUCGAUUGCCGUGAGAAGAGUUUGACGAGUGUGCCCGUUACGCUGCCGGAUGAUACAACCGAACUCCGCCUGGAGCAGAAUUUCAUCACUGAACUGCCAGCGAAAUCCUUCUCCAGCUUUCGUCGACUGCGACGCAUCGAUCUGUCCAACAACAAUAUCUCGCGCAUAGCACACGAUGCGCUAAGUGGCCUAAAGCAGCUAACCACGCUUGUGUUGUAUGGCAAUAAAAUAAAGGAUUUGCCCUCGGGCGUAUUCAAAGGACUUGGCUCGCUGCAGCUGCUGCUGCUGAAUGCCAACGAGAUCUCCUGCAUACGCAAGGAUGCCUUCCGCGACCUGCAUAGCCUCAGUUUGCUCUCGCUCUACGACAACAACAUACAGUCGCUGGCUAAUGGCACAUUCGACGCCAUGAAGAGCAUCAAAACGGUACAUUUGGCCAAGAAUCCUUUCAUUUGUGACUGCAAUCUGCGCUGGCUGGCCGACUAUUUGCACAAAAAUCCCAUAGAGACAAGUGGAGCACGCUGUGAGUCACCGAAGCGGAUGCAUCGCCGGCGCAUUGAAUCGUUGCGCGAGGAGAAAUUCAAAUGUUCCUGGGAUGAAUUGCGCAUGAAGCUAUCCGGCGAGUGUCGCAUGGACUCGGACUGCCCGGCCAUGUGCCAGUGCGAGGGCACAACCGUUGAUUGUGCGGGACGCGGUCUCAAGGAAAUACCACGCGACAUUCCAUUGCAUACCACAGAGCUUUUGCUCAACGACAACGAAUUGGGUCGCAUUAAUUCGGAUGGUCUCUUUGGUCGAUUGCCGCAUCUGGUCAAACUGGAGCUGAAGCGCAAUCAGCUCACCGGCAUUGAGCCGAAUGCCUUUGAGGGCGCAUCGCGUAUACAGGAUUUACAAUUGGGCGAGAAUAAGAUUAAGGAAAUCUCCAACAAAAUGUUUCUCGGAUUGCAUCAGUUGAAAACACUCAAUCUGUAUGACAAUCAAAUUUCUUGCGUAAUGCCUGGAUCAUUCGAGCAUCUCAACUCGCUGACGUCUUUGAAUCUAGCAUCGAAUCCAUUCAAUUGUAAUUGUCAUUUGGCCUGGUUCGCCGAGUGGUUGCGUAAAAAAUCGUUGAACGGCGGAGCAGCACGUUGUGCUGCCCCAGCGAAGGUACGUGAUGUGCAAAUCAAGGAUCUGCCCCACAACGAAUUCAAAUGCAGCAGCGAGAACAACGAGGGCUGCCUCGGCGAUGGCUAUUGUCCGCCGGCCUGUACGUGCACCGGCACUGUGGUCCGCUGUUCACGCAAUCAAUUGAAGGAAAUACCGCGCGGCAUACCAGCCGAGACAUCCGAAUUGUAUCUGGAGUCCAAUGAGAUCGAACAGAUACAUUAUGAGCGCAUCAGGCAUUUGCGUGCACUCACCCGACUCGAUCUCAGCAACAAUCAAAUCACCAUACUGUCCAAUUACACCUUUGCCAAUCUGACCAAGCUAUCCACGCUCAUCAUUUCGUACAACCGGCUGCAGUGCCUGCAACGACAUGCGUUGUCUGGUCUAAAUAAUCUGCGCGUGCUCUCUCUGCACGGCAAUCGGAUAUCCAUGCUGCCGGAGGGCUCCUUCGAGGAUCUCAAGUCGCUGACACACAUUGCCUUGGGCAGCAAUCCCUUGUAUUGCGAUUGCUCACUGAAAUGGUUCUCGGACUGGAUCAAGCUGGACUAUGUGGAGCCGGGCAUAGCACGCUGCGCGGAGCCGGAGCACAUGAAGGAUAAGCUGAUAUUGUCGACGCCCUCGUCGAAUUUCGCGUGCCGCGGCAAGGUGCGCAACGAGAUCCUGGCCAAGUGCAAUGCCUGCUACGAGCAGCCGUGCCAGAACAAGGCCCAGUGCCUGGCCCUGCCACAGCGUGACUAUCAAUGCCUCUGCCAGCCGGGCUACCAUGGCAAGCAUUGCGAGUACAUGAUCGAUGCCUGCUACGGCAAUCCCUGCCGGAAUAAUGCCACCUGCACGGUGCUGGAGGAGGGUCGCUUUAGCUGCCAGUGUGCGCCGGGCUACACGGGCGCCCGCUGCGAGACGAACAUCGAUGACUGCCUGGGCGAGAAUAUACGCUGCCAGAACAAUGCCACCUGCAUUGAUGGCGUCCAGUCGUAUCGCUGCGAAUGCCAGCCCGGCUUUACGGGCGAAUGGUGCGACACGAAAAUACAGUUCUGCAGUCUCGACUAUAAUCCCUGUGCGAAUGGCGCCAAGUGCUUGGAUCACUUCACCCACUACAGCUGCGAGUGCAUGGCGGGCUUUCACGGCAUCAACUGCACGGAUAACAUCGAUGACUGCCAGAAUCAUAUGUGCCAGAAUGGCGGCACCUGCAUCGACGGCAUCAAUGAUUAUGUUUGCAAGUGCCCCGACGAUUUUACGGGCAAAUACUGUGAGGGUCACAACAUGAUCUCCAUGAUGUAUCCGCAGACUUCGCCCUGCCAGAAUCACGAGUGCAAGCACGGCGUCUGCUUCCAGCCAAAUGCCGCUGGCUCCGACUAUCUGUGCAAGUGCCAUCCCGGCUAUACGGGCAAAUGGUGCGAGUAUUUGACCAGCAUCAGUUUUGUCCACAACAAUUCGUUUGUCGAACUGGAGCCGUUGCGCACGAGGCCUGAGGCGAAUGUCACCAUUGUGUUCAGCAGCGCCGAGCAGAAUGGCAUACUCAUGUACGAUGGACAGGACGCCCAUCUGGCCGUCGAGCUGUUCAAUGGACGCAUACGCGUUAGCUAUGAUGUCGGCAACUAUCCGGUGUCCACGAUGUACAGCUUUGAGAUGGUUGCCGAUGGCAAAUAUCAUGCGGUUGAGCUGUUGGCCAUCAAGAAGAAUUUUACGCUGCGCGUUGAUCGCGGCCUGGCACGCUCCAUCAUCAAUGAGGGCUCCAAUGAUUAUUUGAAGCUGACCACGCCCAUGUUUUUGGGCGGUCUGCCCGUGGAGCCGGCCCAGCAGGCUUAUAAGAACUGGCAGAUACGCAACUUGACCAGCUUUAAGGGCUGCAUGAAGGAGGUAUGGAUCAAUCACAAGCUAGUCGACUUUGGCAAUGCCCAGCGCCAGCAGAAAAUCACGCCAGGCUGUGCCCUGCUCGAGGGUGAGCCCAAUGAGGGUGACGAGGAUGAUGAGCAGGACUUCAUGGACGAGACGCCGCACAUCAAGGAGGAGCCCGUGGAUCCCUGCGCGGAGCACAAGUGCCGGCGCGGCAGUCGCUGCGUGCCCAAUGCCAAUUCCAGGGAUGGCUAUCAGUGCAAAUGCAAGCACGGCCAGCGUGGACGCUACUGCGAUCAAGGUGAGGGCAUCACAGAGCCCCCAACAAUCACGGCCGCAGCAACGUGUCGCAAGGAGCAGGUGCGUGAGUAUUACACGGAGAACGACUGCCGCUCCAGGCAGCCGCUGAAGUACGCCAAAUGCGUCGGCGGCUGCGGCAAUCAAUGCUGUGCGGCCAAAAUCGUGCGGAGGCGCAAGGUGCGCAUGGUGUGCAGCAAUAAUCGCAAAUAUAUAAAGAAUUUGGAUAUUGUGCGCAAAUGUGGAUGCACCAAGAAAUGCUACUGACUGAAAGAUGCGACUACCCGAUUGCUUACAGAAAGCAAUGGCAGCUUAGAUGUUAGUUUAGGAACACAAUUAAACUUAACUAGCAGUAGCAGUAGCAGUAGUAUUAACUUUAGUCAUAAGCCGCAUAGCAGUAGAUUAAAUAGCACGGGGCAGCAGCUGCUGGGCGUGGCUGCUGUCGACAAGGGGCAGCAGGCAGAGGUUGCGUUGGGCGAGAAGGAUGAUGAGGAUGAUGACUAUGCCAUGGAGGACAUAGAAUCCGAUACCGAACGCAUGCAAGCGGAUCUCUAUGACGAUGACGAUGAUGAAGAUGAUGAUGAUGACGAUGGUUUGGACGAGGAGACGAGCUUAUUUGCAGAUGAUGACGAGGACGAUGACGAGGAACCCGAACAGCUGCCCGAUCCCAAGAGUCUGAUCUCUGCAGCGGCACAACAACAACAGCAACAACAGCCGCCGAAUGAAGAGGAGGAGGACAUGGGCUAUGAUGAGGACGAUGAGCGUUUGGCACUGGAACGGCCGCGUACAACGCGUCCGCGCGCCGAUGAGGAGCAUUUUGUGAAUGAGGAGGGCAGCGGCGCCGGCGCCGGCUCCGGCACUGGCGGCUACAAGGCGCGCUUCCGGCCCAACAACAGCUACAGGCAAUUGCAUCUGGAACACAUACGCAAAAAGCUGCUCACGGAGAGCCAGCAGCAGCAGCAGCAGCAGCAAGAGAAUGAGCCCUCGGUUGUCGCCGCCGUGGCCGUGCCGAGCACUGCGAUUGAUCUGCGCGAGAGCAGCGGCCAUUUUGCUAACGAUGAUGAGGAUGGCGAGGAUAACGAUGACGGUGUCGAUGAUGAAUACGGUGACAAUGCCGAUGGCGCUGGCUUCUUUGGUUCGCAGCGCUCGAAAAGCGCUUCCGGUGUGAAUCACUAUUUCCGAAAGAAUAGCAAUGAUGCCAUCAAGAUUAUAUCCACGCCGCUGGGCAAAGUGGGCAUCGUCUAUCAGCAGACGCCCACCGAUGCCGAUGGCAAUGAUCCGCAGCACCAGCUGCAUCAGAAGCAGCAGCUGGAACAGCAGGCACAGCAACAGAAGCCAGCGACACAGUUCACAGACUUCGAUGCCUUGUCACCGGAUCCGGAGAGCAGUCAUCGUUUUCCAUCGCCACAUCCAAAAAUAACGCCCGUACUAACACCCGAUGGCAAGGUGGCGCUGCUUUAUCGCGGUGAUUCGGAGAGCUCCAAGUACGAGCCCAUACGCAAUCUGACGCACAAGUUCACCGGCUCCAAAUCGCCAGAGCUGGCCAAGACGAACAACGAGGACAGCUCGGACGAUUCUUCCGACGAUUCCGUUUACACGGACAGCGAGGACGAGAGCGCAGGCGAUAAGCCCGCCCCGGCUUCGGGCGCUGCCGCUGUGACGCCCAAGCCGCUGCAGCCGGAGAUACUGGAGCCGCCCGCUCAUGCACCAAACGGUGGCAGCUUUAUAAUACGACCCACCUCUGAUUCUCUGCUGCCCAUGAUCAAUCGGCCAUUGUCCGAGGUGCUGGGCAUCAAGAAGAAUCAGUUCCAGGAGACGCGCGUGCGCGAUCAGCUGGCCACUCUGGGCGCCACAGAGGCAACGCCUCGCUCGCUGCUCGCACAGCCAAACCAACAGACCGAACAGAAGCCGAGCGGCAGCCUGCACUUCCUCACCAAGGUCAAUCUGGCCGAGUAUCCCACAACCAAGCAGCACCAGCAGCAGCAGCAGUCGCCGCAGCUGCCCAAUGGACGCGAUUUUGACUUUAGUCGCGACAACACAAUGCUGGAUGAGAGAUCGCGUGUGCGUGAGCUGGAGCAGCAGCGGGAGCGGGAGCGCGAGCACAAUGAGGCCACCAGCAAGGGCGGCACUGAGGCGCACACGAUUGCCAACGAGCAGCUGCUGUCCAAAACGGAGGUCAUCAAUUUGGCAAUAAUACCGCAGUUUGAUGAGGACAUGGAGAGCUUGCAGCGCCUGCACGAAAGCAGCGGCUUGGGCAGCGGUCGUCGGCAUCAUCGCAUGCGGCAUCGCCACAAGCAAACCGAGGAGGAGCUGUCCGGCAUACAUUGCGUCAUGCAGGUCAUGAUGGCCAUUGCGGCCGUAUCCACUGUCUUUGGCAUGCUGGGCACCUUCUUCAAGCAGCGCAUUUUGGAUCAGCUGCGCACGAUGCACUGGUAGUACAACAAUGGGUAUUCGAGCCAUUUCGAAUACCUUCCCGAACCCAAACCCAAACCCAAUCCAAAUCUCCCAGUCACACGGUUGACUCGUCUGCAACAUCAUCAUCAUCAUCACCAUUAUGCCGUCACAGUCAUUAUGGAGCUACUACAGACUCUUACUACUACUACUACUAGCACAGGAGGCAACAAUUUUCCCCCUUUACUACUACUACUACUGCUCACUAUAUGGCCUCCACACAUACAUACAUAUAUAUAUAUAUA
This is a messenger RNA of Drosophila novamexicana, 7191 nucleotides long. RefSeq names its product protein slit (gene sli). The transcript is spliced from 21 exons. Gene Ontology annotation, biological process: axon guidance. Gene Ontology annotation, molecular function: calcium ion binding; heparin binding; Roundabout binding. Lineage: Eukaryota; Metazoa; Arthropoda; Insecta; Diptera; Drosophilidae. The record is from RefSeq and is a predicted model, not a curated record.